Messenger RNA from Suncus etruscus (white-toothed pygmy shrew), 1815 nucleotides. RefSeq names its product chromatin licensing and DNA replication factor 1 (gene CDT1). Gene Ontology annotation, molecular function: DNA binding; DNA polymerase binding. The record is from RefSeq and is a predicted model, not a curated record. Gene Ontology annotation, cellular component: nucleus. The coding region runs from base 1 to 1815 and encodes 604 amino acids. NCBI's taxonomy places the organism in Eukaryota, Metazoa, Chordata, Mammalia, Eulipotyphla, Soricidae. The transcript has 10 exons. Gene Ontology annotation, biological process: regulation of DNA-templated DNA replication initiation; DNA replication checkpoint signaling; mitotic cell cycle.
AUGAGGCGCAGGCGCAGUGCGGCCGACGGGGUGUGGCCAGCUUUGGCGCGAAAGCCGGCGGGAAGCGCGCGCAAUUCCGCUCCAACUCUUCCGGCCCGAGCUCCGCUCUCCUCCCGCACCCAGCACCGCGCCAUCCCGCGUCCUGCACCCCGCUUCUCCAUGGCGCAGCGCCGCCUCACCGACUUCUAUGCGCGCCGCCGCCCUACGGUCCCGGGGUCCGCGCUUCCACGGCUCAAGCCGCCCUGGCGCACCCCGAGUCCCGUUAAGCUGGAGCCCUGCAUCCCGGGCAGCAGCCGCAAGCGCGCCCGGCCGGCCGACGAGCCCACGCGCGACCAGCCCGCGCCACUCGCGCGCAGGAGGCUGCAGCUGCCGGCCGCCGAGGUGAGCGUGCGUGCGGGAAGCCGGGGAGGAGAGAAGCGGACCCCCGACCCCGACGACCUUCCGGCCGCCCCCGACGAUCCGCAGCCCUCUUCUCCCCGCAAGAAGGCCAAGAAAGCCAAGAAAGCUGCCCCCGUCGCGGGCUCCGAGAUCCAGGUCUCCGCCCAGGAUCCCUCUGAGCUCAAGCGGUGCCUGCAGCGGGCCCGGGAGCUGGGGGCCCGGGUGCUGGAGCUGAAGAAGGUACACGCAGAGGAUGAAGAGAAGCUCCAGGCUACUGAGGCCAAAGAUCACCCCCCAGAGUCAGGUGGAGAGAGAUCUGUACCUGCCUACCAGCGCUUUCAUGCCUUGGCUCAGCCUGGGCCCCCGGGCCUGGUUCUACCCUACAAGUACCGGGUGCUGGCUGAGAUGUUCCGCAGCAUGGACACAAUCGUGGGAAUGCUCCAUGGCCGCUCUGAGACCGCCACCUUUGCCAAGGUCAAGCGGGGUGUACAGAACAUGCUGAGCAAGCGUUUUGAGGAACACAACGUAGGCCAAAUCAAGACUGUGUACCCCACUUGCUACCGUUUCCGUCAGGAACGUGGCAUCCCUACCUUCAGGGACAACAUCAGGAAGACUGACUACCAGCUCACCUUUGAACCACUGCUGGAGCCAGAGGCUGCGGACGCAAACCCCCAGCUCACAGCCUCACGGCUCCUCCAGCGGAGGCAGAUUUUCAGCUACAACCUUGUACAACGGGUCCGGGAACACCAUCGGGCCUUUCUGGCCUCGCUGGACCCCCCCAUGGUGGUCCCUGAGGAGCAGCUGACAUGCUGGCACCCCCGUUUUGACGUGGACAGCGUCCCCGACAUCGAGCCUGCAGAGCUGCCACAGCCACCCAGCACAGAGAAGCCAGUUAGUGCCCAUGAGGUGCUGGCACGUGCCCGAAGUCUGAUGUCACCCAGGAUGGAGAAGGCGCUGACCGCCCUGGCUAAGCGCACAGCCCCAGCCUGUGACCCUGCACCACCUAGCCCCACUGUGCCCGCCUCCCCACCUGCAGCCCUGAAGGGGGUGUCUCAGGCCCUGCUGGAGCGGAUCAGGGCCAAGGAGGCAAAGAGGCAGCUGGCACGGAUGACUCGAUGCCCGGAGCAAGAGCAGCGGCUAGAGCGUCUACAGCGGCUGCCUGAGCUGGCCCGGUUGUUACGCAGUGUCUUCGUGGCUGAACGCAAACCAGCCCUUGCCAUGGACACAGUCUGUGCCCUGAUGGUGGACAGCUAUCACUCAGCCUUGAGCCCUGAGGAGAUGGAGCAACAUGUGUGCCUUCUCUCCGAGCUGCUGCCCAACUGGCUGAGCCUGCACCGUGUCCGCUCUGAAACCUACAUCAAGCUGGACAAGGCAUCUGACCUGGCGGGGCUCACUGCACGGCUGGCUCAUGUGGCCCAGGUUGAGGAGACUCUGUGA